AGACGAAACGGCGAGCAGGAGGAAGCACCAAGGACGUCCUUCUUUUUAUUAUUAUUUUUUUUACCCGGAGAUGCAAAGGACGAGCAGUUAGAUCAUCUGCUGUUGCCUGCUGCAGGACAACUUCAGCUCCCAGAUCUGUGUUUGGAGUGUGUGCGCGUGUCUGUCUGUGUGUGUGUGUGUGAGGAGGAGGAUUUCAGCCGGUCACCGGACGGAGAUCUGGGAAAGAAGGAAUUCUACUUUUGUGCAACUAUUGAAUGUGACAUCGUUUGGAUAAAGAAGGCAGGGAAUUAAAAGCCAUCAUCAUGAAUUUCGUUAUGAAACAAGCGCUGGGAGGGGCCACCAAAGACAUGGGCAAGAUGCUUGGUGGUGAGGAGGAGAAGGACCCUGAUGCUCAGAAAAAGGAAGAGGAAAGACAAGAAGCCCUGAGGCAACAAGAAGAGGAGAGGAAGGCCAAAUAUGCAAGAAUGGAGGCAGAGAGAGAAAACAUCCGACAGGGCAUCAGGGACAAGUAUGGCAUCAAGAAGAAGGAGGAGAAGGAAGCCGAGGCAGCAGCUGCGAUGGAGCAGGCCUCCGAGGGCAGCCUCACCCGCCCCAAGAAGGCGGUGCCCACCGGCUGCGGCGACGAGGAGGAGGAGGAGAGCAUCGUGGAUACGGUCAUGAAAUUCAUCCCGGCGCCUCUCAUGGAUAUGUUCAAUAAAAAGUAACUG
Salarias fasciatus (jewelled blenny) is the source of this 707-nucleotide messenger RNA. RefSeq names its product complexin 1 (gene cplx1). The transcript has 4 exons. The coding region runs from base 303 to 704 and encodes 133 amino acids. Gene Ontology annotation, cellular component: SNARE complex; terminal bouton. The record is from RefSeq and is a predicted model, not a curated record. Gene Ontology annotation, molecular function: syntaxin binding. Gene Ontology annotation, biological process: synaptic vesicle exocytosis; neurotransmitter transport; regulation of neurotransmitter secretion. Lineage: Eukaryota; Metazoa; Chordata; Actinopteri; Blenniiformes; Blenniidae.